Messenger RNA from Cladocopium goreaui, 2547 nucleotides. NCBI's taxonomy places the organism in Eukaryota, Dinophyceae, Suessiales, Symbiodiniaceae. The record is from the annotation of a GenBank genome assembly.
AAUGCGAAUCGUUUUUACAGUAGGGGGUACAGUACAUUGUCGAUGUGGUUACUAUUUGACUUUGGCCCCGCAGUGUUUCAGUUCAACCGUAACAAAGCCCCAACGAUGACAUGUUUUUGCUGGCGGCUCCGGAUUUUGGGAGUAUGGCGCUGUACAUGCAAGACCUGGAUGGUGCUGAUUUUGCUGAUUUGUAUGUUGCCAAAAAUCUGGUGGAGCCUUCAAAUCCUGUCGUACCCAAAUUCUGGAACGUCCCAUGAACAUCCCCAGGGCAUGCUUUCGGGAUUGGAAGCGCCUGCAAAAUUGCGAUUGGCCACCAAUUCCCCGGUCUUGUUGGAGUUUGAACCAUGCGCAGGGUUUGCAGAACAAGAGAUGCAAGCCGUGAAAGCUUUGAUGGUUGGAUCAGAAUUGGGCGCUCAAGUGGUUUUUAUUUCAAACAACGGCCACGUGUGGGAUUUGUGGGAAAUGGAAAACUCCAAGUUGUCUCAAUUUGCAGAUUCUUUUUUCAGGGACAAUGCUUGUGACGGGCCACCUGGGGUUCAACGCAAAUUUUGGUGCGGGCAGACUCGAAUGCCCGCAAUUUCGAUUCUGGACCAAAACGAUUUUGAUUUGGCAAGGAGUCUAAGGAAAAGGUUGCGCAUUGAAAAUGCCGAACAGUUUGAAUCUCUCCGGAACAAUUUGUGGUUGUACCAACCGUCCAUUGCUCAUUUGAGUUGUGAUGUCCUGUCCAAAUUUCCAAUAGUUGAACCCGGUGUUGAGUGGGAGUUGUUUUGGAAAAUUUGGGACAAGGUCGAAUUCAAACAAGAUAUACAAAAAACCAAACAGAAAAUUGAAGAACGAAUGACGUUGUAUGGUGCUGGCGCCAGAGAAAAAACUCGGCAAAUGGGUUUUACUUCGUUUCCGAACGACACGGCCUUCAAUGUAUUACAUUUGCGAAUGGAACCAGAUUGGCGGAUAUUUUGCGAGUUGACCUUGAACGCUUCAGGUCCGCCAAAUUGCAUGAACAACACGUUUGAAGUUGGGAAUGUGUUGUUAUCUGAAGGCAUUACGCCAAGCAUCCCGUUGUAUUUGGCAACUACAGUUUCCACGAAAAGAACGUUGGAACAAUGGCGCGGACAGAGCAGUGCGCCAUUUGUCGGUGACAAUUUGUUCAACAUCUAUACAAUCAUUACACAUGAAAUGCUUGCAGAGACGAUUUUCAAUGAAUGGACACCACGUUUGGGACAUCACAAAAUGUUUUGGCCAGCGGUGAGUUCUUUAUUGGGCAUGAAUGCAAACAUGUUUGUUGGCAAUUCGGUGUCUACUUUUUCAGGUUUUUUGAUGCAACAGCGUUUGCGCAUCCAGAAACGCAGCAUUCACUACAAUGGCGGCAGUUUGAGGCUACAAGAGACCAAACAAUUGGCGCCCAAAAAAAAAUGGAGAACUGAACUGUUCAGGAAAAAAAUCAAAUGGUUGUUUUGUAUUCAACCAAGGGAAGGACAAACACAGGAUUCAUCUGCGCACAUGGCCAAAGUUGCUAUCAAAAGUGCGUUUGCAAAGACAUCAUUGGUGGCAAUCGGAGUGACAACUGCAUCUCCCACGUCGAAAUUCGCAGCCGAGUUGGUCGCUGCAGGGGUACGUCUCAUUUACCACACGCCAUCAUGGGUGCCUCACAUAAAGGCCAUGAUAUCGCAAUGGGAAGGAUCGAACAACAGGUUUUCCGGCGACAAGAAACCUAGUCACCUUUUGUCUGAUGUCGAUGCUAUGGUGGGAACAUUUCUCCGAAUCGACAUACCCAUUUUGGGCCUUUUGGAUCCAUUUCUAUUCUAUGCGGACAUCGAUAUUUUGUUUCAAAAUGACGUCACCUGGCCCAAGCUAUUGGGCGCCACUGAUAAACAGUUCAAGAAGAUGAAGGAUUUGCCAUAUGAACAGCAGGUAUUCGCAAAACCUGGGCAAGAAGGGAUUCCAAUGUUUUUUGCAAUGUCAGCUGAAAGCGAAAUGGAAAAAGUAGCUGCGAAUGCUGGAGUCAUGCUUUGGAAUGUACAGUCAAUGCGGAGAUCAUACCCUUCGUUUUUGAAUUUUAUCGUGACAAGCGGUGAUAUCACAUGGCCAAUCGGUCCUGGCGAUCAAGGUGCCUUGAGAACCUUCUACCAAGGAGACCGAGGACCAUCAUAUUUGCCGUAUCUCUUCAACUGGAAAGCCUAUUGGCCGCGGAACCCGACAGCUGUUUUGGUGCACUUCCAUGGGCCUAAGUGCGAAGGAGACAUUUUGCCAUAUCUCGACGACGGUCGCAUACGCCUUCCACUUUUCCAUUUUCUGUUGAAACGGUGUCAAGAAGGUGGGAACUGCCUGGAAUCAGCUCUGCCAUUCCAGACUGCAACAUCUUGCGCGCCACGGCAUCUUCCUCAUAACGGUUCCGGCAGUUGCAGGAAUAGCAAUUCGAUCUGCAUGCACAGGUCACAGUCUCGCCAAGCAGCUCCGCAGCAGCCUCACGCACAGCUGCCACCGGGGCGAAGCCACCAUGCGGCUCAUAGCUAGCUUCACUAGCCGGGCAUCCCAGCACCAGGAAGU